Molecule: messenger RNA, 2008 nt
Organism: Trichechus manatus latirostris (Florida manatee)
Lineage: Eukaryota; Metazoa; Chordata; Mammalia; Sirenia; Trichechidae
Gene: RHOC
Product: ras homolog family member C
Exons: 4
Coding region: 733-1395 (220 amino acids)
Biological process (GO): small GTPase-mediated signal transduction
Cellular component (GO): cytosol
Molecular function (GO): GTPase activity; GTP binding; protein kinase binding
Source: RefSeq, a predicted model, not a curated record
GUCCUGUCUGGGUUUCCCUGCAUCUGCUCUCGUCCUACCUCUGGGGUGAUAUGUACAAAAGGCAGACAUUGGAGUCACACAGCCCACUUUGAAUCCUGUCCCUGUGCUUAUGCGCCUUGACUCUGAACGUAUGUCUUAACCCCACUGAGCCUUAGUUUCCAAGUUUGUUGAAAUGGGAAGUAUACCAUUCAUCUUCCAAGCUUCUGAGGACUGAAGGAACUAAUUUUUGCCAAAAUGCCCAACAUAGUGCCUGACACUUAGAUGCUGGAUAAAUAUUCUUUCCCUUAGCCACCCACCACAUAGUGGCUGGUCCUACUAGCCUGUGGUCUUGGGGAGGGCUCCUGGUCUGUGACUGGGCAGUCAUGCUGACUGAAUCUGGUCUAGACUGGACUGUAGUGAUUAUUAAAGUAUCAAAAUCCUAGGAACAAAUGAAGUCUGAAACCCUGAUAUGUAAAACAGAUAAAAGCCAGCUCCUCUGGACUUGUCCCUGAUCUCUGAGCACCUCUCUAGGCAUCCAGGGUCCCAGUUGGUGAAUGGAUUAGACCAGAACUCAUGUUUUCUGGCUCCUAAGUGGGUUCUUCUUCCACCUCCCAUUUCUGUAUUCCAACCCAUCGAGGGAGACCUGUCCCUGACCCUGACAUUAGGAAUUUAAGCUCUGUUGCCUGAAUGAUGGGUUCUUGACAAGAACAUGCCUGAGCAAGCCCCUUUCCCUCCCCUCCCUUCCUUUGCUGCAUGCCUGUUUCCAGGGAAGUGUUUCUGGACUUGUUGGCUUUUCCCAAGAUCCCUACUGCUUCUUCCCCGCCGGCCCCAGCCAUGGCUGCAAUCCGAAAGAAGCUGGUGAUUGUGGGGGAUGGUGCCUGUGGUAAGACCUGCCUCCUCAUCGUCUUCAGCAAGGAUCAGUUCCCAGAGGUCUACGUCCCUACCGUCUUUGAAAACUACAUUGCAGACAUUGAAGUGGAUGGCAAGCAGGUGGAGCUGGCUCUGUGGGACACAGCCGGGCAGGAGGACUACGAUCGCCUGCGGCCUCUCUCCUACCCAGAUACUGAUGUUAUCCUCAUGUGCUUCUCCAUUGACAGCCCCGACAGCCUGGAAAACAUUCCUGAGAAGUGGACCCCAGAGGUGAAGCACUUCUGUCCCAACGUGCCCAUCAUCCUAGUGGGGAAUAAAAAGGACCUGAGGCAAGAUGAGCAUACCAGGAGAGAACUGGCCAAGAUGAAACAGGAGCCUGUUCGGUCUGAGGAAGGCCGGGAUAUGGCCAAUCGGAUCAGUGCCUUUGGCUACCUCGAGUGCUCAGCCAAGACAAAGGAGGGUGUGCGGGAGGUAUUCGAGAUGGCCACUCGUGCCGGCCUCCAGGUCCGCAAAAAUAAGCGUCGGAGGGGCUGUCCCAUUCUCUGAGAUCCCCAAAGCCUCCCUCCUCACCCCCUCCCCUCACAGGGAUGUAGAAACUGUCCCCCUCCCAGCUCCACCCUCAUAGGACUCCAUGCUGAAGGUGCCCUUUUUCAGUUCCUUCCAGCCCGGGACUGCAUUGAGCUUCCCCAGCCCUAGUGGUGUGGUGGUAGGCCCCCCUCCCAGUCCUCUGGGAACCUAGGCCGGUAUCCUGCCCUUCCAGAGUCCCCGCUGCCUUAGGGUGGGGCUCCUGUUCCCUUUGGGCUUCCCCAGAGGAUCUGUCACACACCAGCACUUUAUACACUUCCGGCUCACAGGAGAACGUCUCGGGCAGGGGACUCGGAGGAUGUAACCAGAGUCCACCAGAGUCGCUUGCUUCGGGCAGGGGCCUUGUCUCUGACUAUUCUUUGUGGGGGGCAUAAAUAAAGGACACAGGCUCCAACGUGUGUGGCAGCUUCCUGUCUUUCCUGGUCCGUGUCUUAGCUGCCAGCUUGGAGUCCCAUCUCUUCGUUUCAAGUUGCCUGCCAGGCUGGCCCGUCUGCAAAGGCAGGACUCCUAGGCAGGCAAGCGGGCCAGCAGGGUGGAGACUUGGAUAAAGGAUGAGGUCAUGCCUGGCUCUGGG